Penicillium paradoxum is the source of this 1737-nucleotide messenger RNA. Its product is annotated as acyl--CoA ligase. NCBI's taxonomy places the organism in Eukaryota, Fungi, Ascomycota, Eurotiomycetes, Eurotiales, Aspergillaceae. The coding region runs from base 1 to 1737 and encodes 578 amino acids. Gene Ontology annotation, molecular function: CoA-ligase activity. The transcript is spliced from 6 exons. The record is from RefSeq and is a predicted model, not a curated record.
AUGGUGUUUUUACCCGCGAAAGACGCCGGCCAGUUGGCCCCGAUCCCCGACAAUAUCUCGAUCAGCGAGUUUAUGCUCAAUGAGAAACACGGACGACGGCCCCACGCGAACUCCCAGGAUCCAUACACAUGUGGCUUCACUGGGAAAUCAUACUCGUCGCAAGAAGUAGCCACUCGCGUUGACUUCUUGGCCCGUAGUCUUUCGAAAGAGUUCGGUUGGGCGCCGAACGAAGGAUCUGAAUGGGAUAAGACGCUAGCUGUGUUCACAGUCAACACUAUCGAUUCUCUGCCCCUAUUCUGGGCCGUCCACAGACUCGGUGGUGUUCUCUCACCCGCCAAUGCAUCUUAUUCCGCCGCCGAGUUGACGCACCAGUUGCUUGAUUCCAAAGCUAAGGCUCUGGUCACAUGUGCUCCUCUCCUUUCAAUCUCACUGGAAGCUGCGGCCAAGGCCGGCCUCCCCAAAAGCAAGAUUUACCUGAUCGAUGUGCCCAAGGUAAUUCUUGGCGGCGCGAAGCCUCCAACAGGUCACAAGUCCGUUUCUGAACUUCUCGAGGCUGGUAAGUCUUUGCCGCCAGUAGAGGAACUUAAGUGGAGCGCAGGCGAGGGAACUCGACGAACAGCAUUUUUGUGCUAUUCCAGUGGAACAUCUGGCUUACCGAAAGGAGUGAUGAUUUCACACCGCAACGUGAUUGCCAAUGUCCUCCAGAUCAAGGCACAUGAGGAAAGCUACCGAACUGCCGGGGGAACAAAGCCCCCGAGUACAGAGGUCGCUCUCGGGCUCCUUCCGCAGAGCCAUAUCUAUGCUCUUGUGGUCAUUGCCCAUGCUGGUGCAUACCGUGGCGACCAAACUAUCGUUCUGCCCAAGUUCGAAUUGAAAUCUUACUUGAACGCCAUCCAAAGCUUCAAGAUCACUGGGCUCUUUUUGGUACCUCCGAUCAUCAUCCACAUGCUGAGCACUCAAGAUGUGUGCUCCAAGUAUGAUCUGGGCUCCGUGAAAACUUUGUUCACAGGAGCUGCACCUCUGGGCGUGGAAACAGCAGCGGAUUUCCUCAAACUGUACCCGAAUGUUGUGAUUCGCCAAGGAUACGGUCUGACAGAGACAAGCACGGUCGUAAGCUCGACCCAUCCUCACGAUGUCUUCCUAGGCUCCUCUGGCGCCUUGGUGCCUGGAUUCGAGGCACGCAUUGUAACACCAGAGAAUGAAGAGAUCACAACGUAUGACACACCCGGGGAAUUGGUUGUCAGAGGUCCCAGCGUCGUCCUGGGCUAUUUGAACAACGAAAAGGCCACCAAAGAAACAUUCGUGGACGGAUGGAUGCGUACCGGAGACGAGGCGGUUAUUCGCGUCAGCCCGAAGGGCAUAGAGCAUGUGUUCAUCGUCGACCGGAUCAAGGAGUUGAUCAAGGUCAAGGGUCACCAAGUAGCACCUGCUGAGCUUGAAGCCCAUCUCCUUGCCCAUCCCGAUGUCGCGGACUGUGCUGUGGUUGCCAUCCCGGAUGAUCGAGCAGGAGAAGUGCCCAAGGCUAUUGUCGUCAAGUCACCCACGGCAGGAUCGGAUGAAUCAGUUUCACAGGCUCUUGUGAAGUAUGUAGAAGAGCACAAGGCUCGUCAUAAAUGGUUGAAGGGGGGCAUCAGAUUUGUGGAUGCAAUCCCCAAGAGCCCAAGCGGUAAGAUUCUUCGUCGCUUGAUCCGUGACCAGGAGAAGGAGGCACGGAGAAAGGCAGGCAGCAAGAUUUAG